UACUCCUUUUUUUGGCAACAAAUUUUAUCCUUCUUUGCUUGAGCACUGAGCAGCAGCAACCAAAGCCUACUAUGUAAGGCUGGCUCCACAUGAUUUGGGUUACCAAAUAGAUUUCCAUCCCGCCAGUGCCUGAGAUGUGAGCAGUGGCAGUGAGCAGCGGCACCUCGGCACCGCAGCAGUCCAAAAUCUUUCCCUCCCCUGCGGCAAAUUUCUGGAAAUCUCUUCUUCAAUUUUUGUGAAAGUAAAAUCGAGAUUUCAAACGAUUUUACGAAAAAAAUCGCGCUUUUAGCACCGAAGGUGAAAAGCUCAGCCCUCAUGCCAUCGGCAAAGCUUGGCCUUAUUUCUGUGAGGAGGUAGCCCCACCGAGAGAAAUAGGAGGAGCAUCGCAGAGCUAGAUUAUGGAACAGACUAAUGCAACAGCAUCUCUAAAUGUAAUUAUACCUGAGGUUCUUAAAGAAGAUAAUUAUAAAAGGUGGAGAAUUUUAAUGCGACAUUAUUUUGUGGCUCAAGACCUUUGGGAUGUUGUUCUAUCAAGUCAAAUUCCAUGGAGUGAAGAUCCAAGGGACUGGACUAAAAAGAAUGCCUUAGCUCUGCUUGCAAUUAAGAUGUCAUGUGGAGCAGAAACGUUUGAUCAGAUUGAGAAGAUGGAUUCGGCCAGAGAUGCAUGGAAUGCAUUGGCCGAUUUGCAUAAACCACCAAAUGUAGACGGCCACAGAGGAAGUGAAACUGAUGCUGCAGGUUUGAUUUCCAGCGCCAACAGGAUUCAGCCAGGGAUGUUAUUGGGCAACUAUCAAAGGGCUGAUGAAUUUAUGUUGGUUUGGAUCUAUUCCUUCUUUGUCCGCAAUUGGCAGCUAGCACUAGAGAAUCCAUUACUAUUUCAGAAUUGUCUGAACAUCCUUCUCUAUUCCCUCCCCCUUUUGAGCAACUUUUGGAUAAAUGUUGAUGUUUGUAUUGCUAAAGUGCCAUAUCCCUCUGAGGUUACGGACAGAAGCAGAAAAAAAAUCUUCGGAAGACAUGGUAUACUACAUGUAGCAUGGAUUAAAGUAAUAGGAGCAACAUUACCCAUCAUGUACGUAGGUAGACCUUUGGACUUAUAUAAUCGGAAGUUAACCCAUACGUUUGCCAAUUCGGUUUUGCGAUACUGGUGCAAGGAAAUAUCAACCUACAGGGAUGCCACACAACUUGUUGAAAGUGGAACAAUCUCAGCAAUCUUCCAAGCAAUCAAGGAUGGCACAGUCGAAAUUGUGAUUGAGAUCCUCAAAUCGAACCCAGAUCUAAUUUGGUGCAACAAAAACCUUUCAAGAGAAAUCCUCAUCUCUGCAAUCAAAUAUCGUCAAGGAGGUCUUUUAGGGUUUGUUUUGAGGCUUGAUGCAGGGAAGAAAACAUUUCUCUCUUUAACAGAUGAAGAUGGAAACAACGUGUUGCAUCUAGUAGCCAAUUCCUGGCGGGAACGAUGACGAAACCGGUUUCCCAAUAUUAUUGCACAGAAAACUGUUUUCCCGGUUUCUAAUAUGUGAUGCGGUCUCCCUCUUCACUGCAUCAACUUCAAUGCUGUUUUUUCUGCAUAUACUCGUAAUACGCUCUCGUACAUUGGGUCUUCUGCGGUUUCUGCCCCUUCAUUUGGCGGCUGCUAUUUCCUUCCUCAUAAUUUCGAUAGUGACAAUGAUCCUGGCCUUCAUUUUUGCUCUUAUGCUAAUGUUGCCAAAGAAAUGGGAGGCAAUACCAGCUAUUAUAAUAUACCAAAUUCUAUUUA
Rubroshorea leprosula is the source of this 1753-nucleotide messenger RNA. Lineage: Eukaryota; Viridiplantae; Streptophyta; Magnoliopsida; Malvales; Dipterocarpaceae. The record is from the annotation of a GenBank genome assembly.